Styela clava is the source of this 2162-nucleotide messenger RNA. The record is from RefSeq and is a predicted model, not a curated record. Lineage: Eukaryota; Metazoa; Chordata; Ascidiacea; Stolidobranchia; Styelidae.
AAUGUUAUGGAGUUCGUCUGGUUAGAAAUUUUAUAAUAAAUGUUUGCUCAUAUAAAGUGCUUAACUAAGAGCAGAAAUAGUAUUGAUAGAAGAAUUGCAUACAGCCACUGGAGAGUAUUUUGUGCGUAGAAUAAAAUCAGUCUGCAAUGGAAACAUUUAAGCUGCUGUUCAUGUGCGUUGGAUUCGCCACGACAGUCGAUAUUUCUGUGAAAGUGGAAUUCAGAGGCAGUGCUGUGAUGACGCCAUACCGCCAUGAGGAAACGAUCACGGCAAAGAAUGAGCAUGAAUUGAGAGAGAAAUUGGCUAAAACGCUGGAAAACGCUUUGCUGGAUAAACAGAUAGAUGAAGUCACCAUAACAACCGAAGUUUACCAUGGCAACAAGGUUCAUUCAACCCAAGUCACUAAGUUUGACGCAACUACUCCAACUGGACUGGAUGACACGACUCUCGUUACGACCUCUAAGGGAAAUGACAUCACUGAAGCCGUUACGUCAUCCGCAACAAGAAGUACUACGGAAGUUCAUGACGUCACAACCGCAACUGUGGUUGAAAACGUGUUCACAACUCGAUCGAUCACUCCCAUUGCUUCCACUAAAUCGUUCCAGCAGUCGAUUUUGACUGCGAACACAGGAAAGUGCGGCUUUACUUACAAGUCGAAAUGUUUCCGAGCGAUCGUGUAUGACGAGUGGAAGGUCACGUUAGAUGUUGCUGAAUCUAUUUGCGAUCACAAUUUGGCUAAUAUUUAUGACGCCACAUACCUCAAUUUGCUGAAAGAUUAUUUACGCACAAUUAUUCCUGAUGGAUGGUCAGCGAUUGCAGUUCGCACGGGAAUGACCUUUAAGAAUGGUAACCUAUAUUUAACCAAUGAUACAGAAGUAUCUUUCCCUACAGAAGUUUGGCAUCCGUUUGCUUAUGCAUCAUAUACAAAUGUUGUUCUUGAAGUUGAACGAAACACGGAGUCCAAACCAGUGAUUUAUAAUGUUUCUCCUUCCCAUACAUAUCGCGGAGCCAUCUGUGAAAAUGAAUUAUAACUUUUCCACGGAUCGAUUGAUAGAAAGAAGUAACAGAGAAAUGACUUAAAUUUGAAAGUAAAUGUUCCCACAUUUGCAGUUUGAUUUACACUUUAACUUAAACAAGUUUUAUACUCGCAACAUUAAUAAAAAUAACAUAAUCUCUUUCCACGAAACAAUGCAACAUUGCAACAUUACAACAACAUUGCAACAUUACAUAUAAGUUUUUUUCCCCAUGUUUUCGUUCACAUAUCAAACGAUUAUGCAAUACAUUUAUUUCAACUAAACAAACUAAAUGUCUCUUAACAAGUUUAUAACGCGGUUAAAUUUAAAAUGUCCAUCGGAAUUGUUGGAAACCUUGAAACCUUUUUGACUUCACUAUUUGGGCUUCACUUUAAAAAAUUUGGCGACCACUUCUGUAGCAAGAGUGUAAAGGACUACCGGUAUUCUAUUUAAAUAAAAUCUUGCCGCACACUAACACAAAUGUAUUUCUGUAACGUUUCGUCUGACCAAGGUCAGUCUAGUUCAUGCAAACAUAUUUUAAGUGGCAGAAAUAUGUGUAAGGAUGCAGGAAAAAUCUUGAAUCACGUGGAACAGGGUGGUCCAAACUGCGGCCCGCCGACACAAUCCGUGCGGCCCGCAGAACAAUUUUAGCGCACGCUACUAACCAUCGGCAGAUACUUGUACUUAUUAGCAGAACAAUUUUGAUUUAUUUUUAAACUAUUCCAACUGGGAAUAGCCUUUUUCCUAAUCCCGAUGUCGGGAUUGAUGUUUAUUAAUAUCACAGAAUUUCAUUGUAUCUAUAAACGUCAAGAUGGUGGCUAUAUGCAUGGGAAUGACAUCGUGUGAUCGGUAAAAGGAGAAUAAAUUUUCUUGUGUCUGUCCCAAGAGAAAUAUGACAAUUCUUCCAUAAUACUGAAAUCGUAGCUUGUUGUCGAGAGGCCGUGAUUUAACAAUUCAUUCAGCCAUCUUAUUAACUUUUUUUUUCGUGGUGCGCGAUAAAGGUCCGAAAUGCAUGUUCUAUAUAAGUGAAAAUUUACUGCUUAUGUAUCAACAGUUUGUUUAUGCCGCUUAAUGUUUUUGAAGGGUCCUGAAGGGCUUUUGAGAAGGGUUUGAAAUGACUGAAGUUAAUCAUUGAAAAAUCCUACUUUC